This is a messenger RNA of Leguminivora glycinivorella, 2714 nucleotides long. RefSeq names its product cytoplasmic dynein 1 intermediate chain (gene sw). The record is from RefSeq and is a predicted model, not a curated record. The transcript is spliced from 16 exons. Gene Ontology annotation, biological process: transport along microtubule. Gene Ontology annotation, cellular component: cytoplasmic dynein complex. Bases 302 to 2365 code for a protein of 687 amino acids. Lineage: Eukaryota; Metazoa; Arthropoda; Insecta; Lepidoptera; Tortricidae. Gene Ontology annotation, molecular function: dynein heavy chain binding; dynein light chain binding.
AAAGUUUUCUCCCAAAUACAUGUCGUACAUUUCGGCUGAUUGAUUUUUCACAUAUUUUGAUCAACAUUCAAAAAAUAACACCGUGAUAACUGAAGAUUUUGUUUCAAAAUACUGUAACUUAUUAUCUGAACUCGAUUGGAACAUAGUGAAAAAGUUAUUUACUCUUAAUCAUCGAUAGUGUUUCUCACUUUUCCCAUUCCCGUUAUUAGUUUAAUGCCACGUUCUUGUGGCAAUUUAUUGAAUAAAUUGGUUUAAAAUGGUGCUUAUCUUCUAAUCUUCUAAUUUUUAACAAGAAGCAGCCAUGUCUAGCAUGUCAGACCGCAAGGCAGAGCUGGAGCGCAAGAAGGCAAAGCUCCAAGCUCUGAGAGAGGAGAAGGAUCGGCGGCGGCGUGAGAAAGAACAGAAGGAUGCGGAGGAAGCCCUGGCCAGAGCAUCCACCACAUCCAGCCUGGACAGCCGACGCGACCUCGACGAGAUGCUCUCGUCACUGGGCGUGGCUCCCGUGAAGGAUGUGCUGUCAUCACUGUCAUCCAUGCAGUCGCUCACACCCCCACAGACUGCGUCACCAGAAACGAGUCUGCACACACACAGUCCUCCGCAGGCGGGACCGAAGAAAGCAACUCAGCUGCAGAUCAUAUCAGUGCAGUCUACAGACAUUCCACCGAAGGAGAACGUCACCUACGCGAAGCAGACUCAGACCACCACUUCAGGGAUAACUGAAAUCAGAGAUGGCUCUUCCAAUGCGUCACCGCUUGCAGGAUACAUGGAGGACUGGUGGAGGCCCCGCAAAGCACACGCAACCGACUACUACGAUGAGUACAAUCUAAACCCGGGUUUAGAGUGGGAGGACGAGUUUACAGUGCUUACAUUCGACGGCGAUGGCGCUCGGCAAGGGGACGACGACGAUGCGUUCCACGGCAAGCUUCCGCCGGGCAUCCUGCCGCACGGGCUGCCGACGGUCAAGGAGGUUCAGCCGGCGGUCACUGCUGCGCCGCCGGAGAAGAAGGAAGAGGAGAAAGAGAAGAAAGUUCGCGAGCUGAGCGCCGACGAAAAGCACACUAUUAUGCUAUCAGCGGAGUUCCAGCGCUUCAUCACCAAGGCCGGGCGCGUCAUCGAGCGAGCUCUCGGCGAGUCCGUGGACAUCUACACCGACUACACCGGAGGUGGCGAUGGCGAUACCGCGCAGGACGACAAAUCCGACGCGCGUCUCUCCCUCGUCCGCACGUUCUAUGACGAGCGCUGGUCGCGCGGCCGCUGCGUCACCUGCCUCGACUGGUCCGCGGCGCACCCCGAGCUGCUCCUGGCCUCGUACCACAACAGCGAUGACGCGCCACAUGACCCUGACGGCGUGUGUCUCGUCUGGAACACCAAGUUCAAGAAGACGACGCCGGAAGAUGUCUUCCACUGCCAGUCGCCAGUUAUGAGUGCAACAUUCGCCAGGUUCCAUCCUAACUUGAUCCUUGGUGGCACAUACUCGGGCCAAAUUGUGUUGUGGGACAACCGCGUGCCAAAACGCACGCCUAUUCAACGCACGCCACUUUCGUCGCUCGCACACACGCAUCCAGUGUACUGCCUGUCAGUAGUAGGCAGCCAGAACGCCCACAACCUGAUCUCCGUUUCCUCCGACGGGCGUAUGUGCUCCUGGUCUCUCGACAUGCUCUCACAGCCUCAAGAGACCUUAGAACUGCAGCAUCGGCAGAGCAAGGCUGUCGCUGUGACCGCUAUGGCCUUCCCUCACGCUGACGUCAACAACUUUGUGCUAGGAGGAGAAGAUGGAAACAUCUACACUGGUUGCCGUCACGGCCAACGCGCUGGUGUAACUGAUAUGAUGGAGGGCCAUGCGGGCCCCAUAACUGGAGUAGCAGCUCAUCAGGCAGGCGGCGCUGUGGACCUGAGCCAUCUCUUCCUCACGUCUUCCAUGGACUGGAGCGUCAAGCUGUGGAGUCUCAAGGAGAACAAGGCCUUGUACUCGUUCGAGAACAGCGGCGACUACGUGGUGGACGUGCGCUGGUCGCCCACGCACCCGGCUCUGUUCGCGGCCGCCGACGCGCUGCGGCUCGACUUAUGGAACCUGAACCGCGACACUGAGGUGCCGGUAGCGUCGAUCCAGUCGGAAGGCGGCGCCUUCAACCGCGUGUCGUGGACGCCGAGCGGCGCGCACCUCACGGCGGGCGACGACGCCGGCAAGAUCUCCGUCUACGAGCUGGCAGAGAGCGAGUACCAGCCGCGUCACGACGAAUGGACCAAGUUCGUGUACACACUGCAGGAGCUGCGCAACAACCAAGCGGACGAAGAAACUGACCGUCUCAGCCUGGCCAGCGGCCCGCCCAGCCUCACCAGUCUGGCCAGCAACCCGCUCCGAUAAACAGUCUCUCACCUUCCUGCUGUAGGUCUAGUACUUCAGGUCUCCAAGAGACGAACUAUACGUUACUGUCGAGCGAUAGCGAUGAGAUAUAUCGUACUCUUGGUUGUUUGUCAAUCCGCGGCAAGAGUAACGUGAGUCACGAUUUUAUGGCAUGUUCCAUUUAUUCACGAUGCAAGUUCAAGUGAUAUCUCUCUAAAUAAGUGUUACUUUCCCGUUGUAUGCAUAAAUCCUUUAAUUUGCAUCUGUAAUUCAAAUAAACAAUCAAUGAAGUCGUAACUCACGUUACUUUUACGUGCAUUCAUCCUUGUAACAGAAGAGAUUAUUCCUUAUUCAAAUGUUUGUUGCACGC